Messenger RNA from Myotis lucifugus (little brown bat), 498 nucleotides. Its product is annotated as phosphatidate phosphatase LPIN1-like. The transcript is spliced from 3 exons. Gene Ontology annotation, cellular component: nucleus; mitochondrial outer membrane. Gene Ontology annotation, biological process: fatty acid catabolic process; triglyceride biosynthetic process; cellular response to insulin stimulus. The coding region runs from base 22 to 498 and encodes 158 amino acids. The record is from RefSeq and is a predicted model, not a curated record. Gene Ontology annotation, molecular function: transcription coactivator activity; phosphatidate phosphatase activity. Lineage: Eukaryota; Metazoa; Chordata; Mammalia; Chiroptera; Vespertilionidae.
GUUUCUUAGAACACGCUUUUAAUGCUUUGGAUGAAAACCAGCGUUGACGUCAUAGCCGCGCAGGCUCAGACCAUGAAUUACGUGGGGCAGUUGGCGGGCCAGGUGUUUGUCACCGUGAAGGAGCUGUACAAGGGCCUGAACCCCGCCACCCUGUCCGGAUGCAUCGACAUCAUCGUUGUCCGCCAGCCCAACGGGAGCCUGCAGUGCUCCCCGUUCCACGUCCGCUUCGGCAAGAUGGGGGUGCUGCGCUCCCGAGAGAAAGUGGUUGACAUAGAAAUCAACGGGGAAUCUGUGGAUUUACACAUGAAGCUGGGAGAUAACGGAGAAGCCUUUUUUGUUCAAGAGACUGAUAACGAUCAGGUAAGGAAGGCUGGGGGUCAGGGCCACUUCCUCGCUCCGCGCAGGAGACAGCGGAGUGUGGGUGGAGCACGCUGCCGGCUCCCGACGGUGCGGACGGUGGCAGCAGAGGAAGCAGGCGCUGUCUGUCCUGGCAUCUGA